UCAUCUUUCUGCCAAUCGAUCCGUCAAACCUCGACUCUCCUUUUCAUUUUUUUCUUUUCAAAAAAAAAAAAGACAAAGACCCUUCUUUUACAGAUUGUAGGUGAUUUCCCUUACUCUUUGGUUGUUUCCUCAGAGUUAAAAAUGACCUCCCAACAUCACGGCAGACCUUCCUCAUUGGCCAAUUUACCCAAUCAACCUCUCAGACGCAAAUCGAGUCGUGCAGCUCCGGGAGAAAAAUUUGAUGACUACAUCAUCCGACGCAAAGAUGAAAUUCAAGAAGAACAUAAACAAGUAUCCAUAUGGACAAGUCCUAUCCUGGUGAUAUCUUACUUUGUCAUGUACGCAUAUUACGAAGCACGCGACGCUCUCAUGUACUUUUAUCGGCACAGACGACUCACAGCAGGUCUGUCGUUACUUGCGACCUUCUUUUAUAUAACCUAUUUAACAGACGGACCUCAUCAGCAGGCCAUGCAAACAUUCGAACAGCAAUUUCUGUGGUAUGGGUACUGGAUAUUAUUGGGAGUCGCUUCCGCGAUAGGUUUGGGGACCGGUCUGCAUACCUUCCUUCUGUUCCUCGGACCGUACAUUGUGGAGGUGACAAUGGCAGCUUAUGAGUGUCACAGUGCUGAUCGGCUGACAAGGGAUCCUACCAGCUAUCGCUUGCAAUGUCGAUUAUCGGAUAUUGAGAAAUUGGACCCAUCCAUCAAUGCCGCAGCAAUAUCACUGUGGACAAUCUAUCGUCGUGUGCAAUGGGAGAGCUUUGCUUGGGGCGCAGGAACCGCCUUGGGCGAGUUGCCACCGUACUUUGUCGCUAGAGCAGUGGCCUUGUCGGGCGGCAAGAGUGAGGAAUUGGCGGAAUUCGAAGCUGGCUUGGCCAAACCGCAUCAUGAUCGCAGCUUCAAAGAGAAAUUCACGUAUAUUCUUUAUCAUAUUAUGCAACGGCUUGGAUUUUUCGGGAUUUUGCUGUUUGCCUCGAUUCCCAAUCCUCUAUUUGAUCUCGCCGGCAUCACAUGUGGCCAUUUUCUUGUACCGUUUGCCACUUUUUUUGGAGCCACUUUUAUUGGUAAAGCCGUGGUCAAAGCAGCAAUUCAGUCAAUGAUUGUGAUCCUUGCGUUCUCGGGCGAUACAUUGUCCAAUUUCUUAAACGCUCUCGAUACUUAUGUACCUGCAUUACACAGUCUGGUUGAAAGGAUGAUACGGGAGCAGCGACAUCAAAUUGGUCGAUCAGCAGACGAACUAGGAAAGGAACAGAAUAACUUCUUGGGAAUUAUCUGGAAUACGUUUCUUUCACUGAUGAUUGGAUACUUUAUCAUCUCUUCCAUUGAAUCCCUCGGUCUCGCUUACCGAAAACGCUUACACGAAGAUAAGAAAAAGAAUAGAGAUAAAUCAAAAUAAUCUUCCCCGAAUAUAAUUUUCUAUAGGAAAAAAAAAGCGUCUCAUUUUUUCUUUCCUUGUCCUCAUUGUAUCAUUCUAUCCACUAUUUUCUCUCUUUACCCUUCUUUUUUUUUUCUCCAUCACUUCACUCACACUGGAUGUUACCUAUAGAGCACUAUCAAUCCGCUUUUUGCAUCUUGUAGUAGAUUUUGCUCCAGAAUGAAUUACAGGCAAUUAUUACAUAAUGCAAUCCAAUCGCCGCCAAUUUAAUAGUCGAUGCUUCCUCUUACAGCUGAACCGCAUGACGUGAUUCUACGGUUCCACACUGGUUAGAGAAAAAUGGUGCAGAUCAUUGCAUGACAAUACUGCAGCAAGUUCAAGUGUAAGUCCAAUUGCAUCCAUUGCAUACUCUCGCUUGUAGAAAAAGGAAUAUCAAGCGGGAAUACGUUUUGUACAUUCACUGACUGAGUUGGGAAUUGGGG
This is a messenger RNA of Radiomyces spectabilis, 1856 nucleotides long. RefSeq names its product vacuole membrane protein 1. Bases 142 to 1395 code for a protein of 417 amino acids. NCBI's taxonomy places the organism in Eukaryota, Fungi, Mucoromycota, Mucoromycetes, Mucorales, Radiomycetaceae. The record is from RefSeq and is a predicted model, not a curated record. The transcript is spliced from 7 exons.